AUUCUGCAAGUGCAGCAAAAAUGCUUUUAUGCUGCGCCACCAGGUGACGAGAUGGAGAAUACAAUACUGAAGCAACACGUGUGUUUUUCGUUCGUAUGGUACAGUAAAAAAUAUUGCAAGUCUCCGUUACCGACAGUCCAGUUGAAUUAUUACGUUUCGUUUAUAUUUUGCUGUGGAGGGAAAGCGAUUGUCUUCUAAGCGAUAGAAAGACAUUUUUAUGAAAUCAAAAAUACUUUUAGAAGUGUAUUUUAGAGAGGGGCAAAUUGUUGAUUCGAUUGAAUAAUGAAAUGUGUUAUACCAUGUGCGAAUGUCAAAGUUUUGGCAAGAGCCUUUCAUGCUUUAGCAAAAAUUGGAGAGGAAAUGUAUGUUAUGCCACAGGAGAGGAGUCUGUCAUUUCGUUCAGUGAGCAUGGCUAACUCAGCCUAUUGUGAUUUUACAUUCACAGAGCACUUUUUUACAUAUUACAAUUAUGGAAAUCUCAGCGAGGACGAUGCACUCAAGUGCAAAGUUCCCAUGCGGGCUGCAAUGGCUGUCUUCAAGACACCUGGAAUUUUGGAUAAAUUGAUUGAAACCUGCCAGAUUAAAUUAGAUCCAAAUGCUAUUAAACUAAUGAUCAUCUUGAAGUACAAAAACAGCGUCAUUAAAAGGUUCCUAUUACCCAUCAUCGACUGUGAAGCCCUGCAGGCCACUUAUGACACAGACACAGCCCCCAACAAAAUUACUGCCCAUCCCAGUAUUCUUGGAAAUGCUUUGCAUAACUUCCAGCAGAAUCUCAUUGAAAUAACACUCGACGUUACUGCUGAUAAAAUAUUGAUGAGAAAUUACAUCGAUGAUACAACCAGUGCAAAUGCAAAUGCAACUAGAACUCAAUUAGCCCUAGCAAUCGGUGAGUUCACGUCUUACCAAAUUGAAAAGGCCACCUGUCUGACAUUCUGCUUGAAAGAAUUACGAGCAAUUCUGGGAUUUGCAGAUAUUGUCGGCAAUCCAAUAAGAAUUCUGUUCGAAAGUGCCGGAAAGCCGGCAAUUUUUUUUAUGAAGAGUACAACAUUUGAAGCACAUUUGGUCCUCUCAACACUUGAUCCAGACAAUCAAUAUACACCUGAUACUACGAUACGAGAUAAAAGACAAAUGUCCAAAAAGAGGACAUUGAAAGCAAAAAAACCAGCUGUUCAUAAACCACGGGAGAGUAGUGACAGAUCCGUCAGAACUACAGAGGCAAUUUGUAAUAUUUUAACUUCAGUACAUCGCAAGAGACAUAAAGAUUCGUCUUAUUUAUCAUCGAGAAAUCAAUCAGAUUCUACCACGAUAGAUGAGCCACAGCUGAUUUCAGCGAUUAGGUCAGCCAGUAUUCAUUCGAAAGGAGGAAACAACACUGAUGAAGGUUCCAGUGCACUGAUACCUGAUUCAGCAUCUUCGAUUCAGUCAUCUGGAAGCACUGGAAAAAUGCCUUCCCUAUUUUCGACAGCAUCGAAACGUCAGGUCAGAGAACCAGACAGAGGCAGUGAUGAUGAUGAUGAUCAUGAUACGAUUCCUCCCUCACCUCCACCGCCUACUAAAAAAGCCAAAAUGAUAUUCCGAAAGUGUUUUGAAAGUACUUUUGAUCCAAAGAUGCUUCCUGGACAUGAUACACUCUUAGCUAAUGAUUCAGAUGAUGAAAACAUUUAGAUCCAAUAAAUUAAAUGGAAAUUGAAAAGCAGAGCUCACAUUGAGCAUUACAAAAUUAUAAAAUGUUCAUAAAUAUAGGUAAUUUAUUAUUUAUUUACUACAGACGCAAAUGUUAUCUCUAUAUUUUUGUACUUUUUUCACUCCACAAUAAAUAAUUUUGUUGACAC
Molecule: messenger RNA, 1832 nt
Organism: Diachasmimorpha longicaudata
Lineage: Eukaryota; Metazoa; Arthropoda; Insecta; Hymenoptera; Braconidae
Gene: Rad9
Product: cell cycle checkpoint control protein RAD9A
Exons: 5
Coding region: 283-1665 (460 amino acids)
Biological process (GO): DNA repair; DNA replication checkpoint signaling; mitotic intra-S DNA damage checkpoint signaling
Cellular component (GO): checkpoint clamp complex
Source: RefSeq, a predicted model, not a curated record